Eriocheir sinensis (Chinese mitten crab) is the source of this 2455-nucleotide messenger RNA. Its product is annotated as elongation of very long chain fatty acids protein AAEL008004-like. Gene Ontology annotation, cellular component: endoplasmic reticulum membrane. The record is from RefSeq and is a predicted model, not a curated record. Gene Ontology annotation, molecular function: fatty acid elongase activity. The coding region runs from base 190 to 1389 and encodes 399 amino acids. The transcript is spliced from 10 exons. NCBI's taxonomy places the organism in Eukaryota, Metazoa, Arthropoda, Malacostraca, Decapoda, Varunidae. Gene Ontology annotation, biological process: fatty acid elongation, saturated fatty acid; fatty acid elongation, monounsaturated fatty acid; sphingolipid biosynthetic process.
GACACAAGGUCGCUAGGGCAGUGUGUGUGCGCUAGUGUUACACGGAAGGCAGCUACGCUGGAAAGUGUAGACGCUGUGUGGGUGUCUGGGAGGGAGUGAAGUGCUCGUCGUGAAAGGUGGUAAAAUAGCAUCUCAUUGCACGCAACAUUUGAUAUUAGCUACCUGUGUCCAGCAGCUGACGAAGACAGGAUGGCUCCGAACGAAACCGCGGAGAACAUGACACAUCUUCGGAGGACGUACGACCCGAAGUCCCUGGAGCACGACACUCCCUCUCACCAGUUGGCCGACGCGGAGGUACGUUUGCAGCCCAUCGACAGGCAGCAAUUAGACCCUCGCGGCCGCAGCCAUGACCACACCAUUGAAACGAAGACGCACCACUCAAAGGACACUGGCGACCCAACACAACCAACAAGCGUUGAAAGGAAGCUACUCUCUAGCGGCAUUAAAGCUGCAGCGAUCACUCUAUUCCUGUACUUCUACGGGAAUCACAUGGUGUCGUCCCAGAUGAAGAAGGACCCGCGAGUCGAUUCCUGGAUGUACGGCUUGUACUCGUCCCCGACUCCCACCCUGUUGGCCUGCCUCGCCUACAUCGCCGGGAUCACUUACAUCGGGCCGCGACUGAUGCGUGGGCGGCAGCCUCCCAAGUGGCUCAAGACCGUGAUGGUGAUGUACAACGCCCUGCAGGUUGCCUACUGCAGUUGGAUGUUCUAUGAGGCGGGCAUGGCCGGCUGGUUUGGCUCCUACUCCUUCAUCUGCCAACCCUGCGACUUCAGCAACAGCCCAUCGGCCCUCAGGAUGCUCCGAGUUGCUAUUGCCUACCAUUUGUCAAAGUUCCUUGAUUUCUUUGACACGAUCUUCUUCGUGUUGAAUCACAAGUACAGCCACGUCUCGCUGCUGCACGUCACCCACCACGCUCUCAUGCCCAUGGGCCUCUGGUAUGGCAUCCGACACGAGCCCGGCGGCCAAACCACCUUCUUCGGCUUCCUGAACGGCUUCAUCCACAUCGUCAUGUACCUGUACUACCUGCUUGCGGCGCUGGGUCCCCGCGUGAGGCCCUACCUGUGGUGGAAGAGAUACCUCACCACCCUCCAGAUGGUGCAGUUCGUUGCCAUGUUUGUUCACGCCUUGCAGAGCCUGAUACUCGGGUGCCCCGCGGGUCUGCCUCUCAUGAAAAUCAUCAUGGUCAUGGCCGCCAUCUUCCAGGUUUUGUUCACAGACUUUUACAUCAAGGCGUACAGGAAAAAAGCCACUCAGACAUCGCCCAAACCCAUCAAGCUGCCGAUGAUGUGCUCUUCAAUCAAUCAGCAAGAAGAUGUGACGGGAAGUGAAGCGCCGAGUGAGGGCGAGAACCAGAAUUUAAGAAACAGGGUCCCCAACAAGGCUUCGUGAAAAACUUAAAUAAUCGCUGGACAAUCCAGCAAAACGUGAUAAAUAUAUAUAUAUAUAUAUCAUUAUCAUUACACAUUCUACGCUGCAUGCUUAAAAAAAAUCCCAUUUAAAUCAGUACACACCGAAAUGCUAUUGCUCAAAAAAGAUGAAAAGCAUGUUCAUGUAUAUAGUUCAUACUUAGAGGUAUCAUCAGGCUUCCCUUUCAUGUAAUCAAGUCGCAGGAAGGAAAGUAACAAAAUACUGCAAUUUGGUCUCAGGUUUAAGAGUGAAAGGAAUGAGAAACUAGAAUGACUGGCUUAUAGUAAGCUGAAGUACAAAGGAUUUGAAAUGUCCAAGAAGGACAGCACUCCUUCUUGAAUCAAAUUUCGUUUACACACUGCGUAACCAUUGCAUCAAGGGCAUUGCUAGUGGUCUCGAACUGCCUUCUAAUUUGUAAGGGAAAAAAACUUCAAUUGCAAUAUUUCGGUCACUGAGGCUGACAGUUUAUGUGUAACGCUAAUGAUGGUUGCUCUUAGGCAUAGCUUGUGAUGAAAAUAUAUAUAUUUUUGCUUUAGUAGUGACCUUCCAUAUAAAGUCUAUUUGUUUAUGUCAUAAGUAAGACCAAGUAAAAAUCCUUAUCUUUUCAGCAGUAUUACCCUCUUCCAUGGAAAACAAAUCUCAAAAUUGAGAGCAGUAUGUGACGAAACUUUAUGUCCACGUAAACAGAAGUCACGUGAUAGGCACUAAAAUUUUAUACUGAGCUUCUUAAAUCUUUAUUACUGUUGAGGAAGGAAUGACGUUAUUGCAAUGUGUGUGUGUGUGUGUGUGUGUGUGUGUGUGUGUGUGUGUGUGUGUGUGUGUGUGUGUGUGUGUGUGUGUGUCUGUCUUUGUGUGUGUGUGUCUGUCUUUGUGUGUGUGUGUGCGUGUGUGUGUGGAUGGUAAUGAUUACUAAUUUGUUGAGUAACUUGCAAAUAUUCAUUGUGUCGGCUAAAAAAUAUAAAAAUAGUUGUCUAUGUGCACUGGUUUACUUCAUGUCACCACAUUUACUAGACAAGCAUUUACAAAUAAAGUUGUUAUUAUAUUCCUA